Molecule: messenger RNA, 2341 nt
Organism: Rhododendron vialii
Lineage: Eukaryota; Viridiplantae; Streptophyta; Magnoliopsida; Ericales; Ericaceae
Product: phosphoenolpyruvate carboxykinase (ATP) 1-like
Exons: 13
Coding region: 162-2138 (658 amino acids)
Biological process (GO): gluconeogenesis
Cellular component (GO): cytosol
Molecular function (GO): ATP binding; phosphoenolpyruvate carboxykinase (ATP) activity
Source: RefSeq, a predicted model, not a curated record
GGAAAUUUCCUCAACCUCAUCUCAUCCACCUUCUCUUCGUAGAGCUCUCAACCACCCUGUUUCAUGGUUGCAUCCUUCAUUUUCCUCCUCAGCUCCCUUUGAGUUUUCUUGUUCAUAAUCUCCUCCAUUUUCGUUCCCGGUUCCCAAUAUUCUGAGAAGAAAUGGCAGCGAACGGAGAAAUCAAGGUUGGCUCGGCGGCGGGACGGAACGGGCUGCCGAAGAUCCAGACGGCGCGGCCGAACGGAAUAUGUCAGGACGACAGCGGGCCGACGGUGAAGGCCCAGACCAUCGACGAGCUUCACUCGCUUCAGAAGAAGAAGUCGGCCCCCAACACUCCUAUCAAAGGGGCCCAAGCCGCUUUUGCCACCAUGUGUGAAGAAGACCGUCAGAAACAGCAGCUCCAAUCCAUCAGUGCCUCAUUGGCAUCUCUGACUCGGGAAACCGGGCCCAAGGUGGUGAAAGGAGACCCGGCAAGGAAGUCCGAAACACCAAGGCAGGUCUCACACGUGUCGCACCACCACUAUUUCACUCCUACUAUUGACGUCAGUGACAGCGCCCUCAAGUUCACCCACGUCCUCUACAAUCUCUCACCCGCAGAGCUAUACGAGCAGGCAAUAAAGAACGAGCAUGGAUCGUUCAUUACGUCAGGCGGGGCAUUGGCUACACUUUCUGGAGCAAAGACUGGGAGGUCCCCAAAGGACAAACGCGUCGUCAGAGACGAGACUACCGAGGAUGACCUUUGGUGGGGAAAGGGUUCACCAAACAUUGAAAUGGACGAGCACACUUUCAUGGUGAAUAGAGAAAGGGCUGUCGAUUACUUGAACUCUCUGGACAAGGUAUUCGUGAACGAUCAAUUCCUGAACUGGGACCCCAACAACCAAAUCAAAGUCCGAAUUGUCUCAGCCAGAGCUUACCAUUCCUUGUUCAUGCACAACAUGUGUAUCCGACCUACACCUGAAGAGCUGGAGAAUUUCGGUACUCCGGACUUCACCAUAUACAAUGCUGGGCAAUUCCCGUGUAAUCGUUACACCCACUACAUGACAUCAUCUACUAGUGUAGAUUUAAACCUUGGUAGGAGGGAAAUGGUGAUCCUCGGCACUCAGUACGCCGGGGAGAUGAAGAAAGGUCUAUUCAGUGUAAUGCACUAUCUCAUGCCUAAGCGCCAAAUCCUCUCUCUACACUCCGGCUGCAAUAUGGGCAGAGAUGGAGAUGUCGCCCUCUUCUUUGGACUCUCAGGUACCGGAAAGACGACUCUUUCUACUGAUCACAAUAGGUUUUUAAUUGGAGACGAUGAACACUGUUGGGGAGAGGAUGGUGUGUCGAAUAUAGAAGGAGGUUGCUAUGCCAAGUGCAUUGAUCUCUCAAAAGAGAAGGAGCCUGAUAUCUGGAACGCAAUCAAGUUUGGAACUGUCUUGGAAAAUGUGGUGUUCGAUGAGCAUACCCGAGAAGUGGAUUAUACAGAAAAAACAGUAACAGAGAACACUCGUGCAGCCUAUCCCAUUGAGUACAUUCCCAAUGCAAAGAUACCUUGCGUUGGUCCACACCCAAAGAAUGUCAUACUUCUAGCAUGUGAUGCGUUUGGUGUGCUUCCUCCAGUGAGCAAGCUGAACCUAGCACAGACCAUGUAUCAUUUUAUAAGCGGCUACACUGCUCUGGUUGCUGGCACUGAAGACGGCAUAAAGGAGCCGCAGGCAACAUUCUCAGCCUGCUUUGGUGCAGCAUUUAUCAUGUUGCAUCCAACCAAGUAUGCUGCCAUGCUGGCUGCAAAGAUGCAGAAACAUGGUGCCACCGGGUGGCUUGUCAACACCGGUUGGUCAGGUGGAAGCUAUGGAUCUGGGAGUCGUAUCAAGUUAGCAUAUACCAGGAAAAUCAUCGACGCCAUACAUUCUGGAAGCCUUCUCAAUGCAAAUUAUAGAAAGACGGAGGUGUUUGGACUUGAGAUCCCAAUUGAGGUUGAGGGCGUGCCUUCAGAAAUCCUGGAUCCAGUGAACACGUGGUCGAAUAAGAAGGCUUACAAGGAAACACUGCUGAAGCUGGCUGGCCUGUUCAAGAACAACUUUGAGGUGUUUGUGAACCACAAGAUUGGCAAGGAUGACAAGCUGACUGAGGAAAUCCUAGGAGCCGGACCUGUUUUCUGAUCUGCCAUGAAAAGGGAAGAAGGCAAAGCUCUCAGUAAGAGUUGCAAUAUGGAUGGAAAUAAGAUAUGAAAUGUACCUGUCAUAAGUUGUAGUGUUUGCUUGAAAUCAACUCAUGAACUUAUGGACCGUAGUGUUUCUUCUGUACGAGAGUGGGUCCAUAAGAUAACUGAAACCUUUAUAAUAUAUAUUAUGAUGUUUCUUCA